Molecule: messenger RNA, 1458 nt
Organism: Colletotrichum siamense
Lineage: Eukaryota; Fungi; Ascomycota; Sordariomycetes; Glomerellales; Glomerellaceae
Gene: ADE13
Product: Adenylosuccinate lyase
Exons: 15
Coding region: 1-1458 (485 amino acids)
Biological process (GO): 'de novo' AMP biosynthetic process
Cellular component (GO): cytosol
Molecular function (GO): N6-(1,2-dicarboxyethyl)AMP AMP-lyase (fumarate-forming) activity; (S)-2-(5-amino-1-(5-phospho-D-ribosyl)imidazole-4-carboxamido) succinate lyase (fumarate-forming) activity
Source: RefSeq, a predicted model, not a curated record
AUGGGCUUCGACACGUACGCAACCCCGCUCGACGGCAGAUAUGCCAGCCCCGAGAUGAAAACGCUCUUCGGAGCGAGAUCCAGACACUCGACCUGGCGCAAGUUAUGGCUUUUCCUUGCCCAAGCCGAGAAGGAGACUGGCGUUGAGGGCAUCACAGACGAGGCGUUGAAGCAGAUGGAAGAGCAUCUGACUGUCACGGACGAGGACUUUCAGGUGGCCGCUGUUGAGGAGAAGAGACGCCGUCACGAUGUUAUGGCCCACGUCCAUGCCUUUGGGCAAGUCGCUCCUGCGGCUGCCCCAAUCAUCCAUUACGGAGCAACUUCAUGCUAUGUCACUGACAAUGCCGAGUUGAUUCUGAUGAGAGAUGCCAUGGACUUGCUGCUGCCCAAGCUGGCCAAGGUGAUCGACAACCUUUCUAAGUUUGCUCUCGAGCACAAGGAUCUCCCCACCCUCGGCUACACCCACUACCAGCCCGCCCAGCUGAUCACCGUUGGCCGUCGCGCUACUCAGUGGAUUCAGGACCUGGCCAGGGACUUGAAGAACAUUGAGACUCAGCGCAAGGAACUGCGUUUCCGUGGUGCGAUGGGUACCACCGGCACUCAGGCUUCUUUCAUGGAGGUCUACCACGGCGACGGAGAGAAGAUUGACAAGCUGAAUGAGCGCCUGUGCGAGCUGGCUGGCUUCGAAACAGGUGUCUACGACAUCUCAGUCCAGACUUACAGCCGUAAGGUCGAUUUGGAUGUGUCCAACGCCAUUGCUGGCCUUGGUGCCACCGCGAUGCACAUCACCAACGACCUGCGUCACCUCGCUACGCAGAAGGAGAUCGAGGAGCCUUUCGAGAAGGACCAGAUCGGAUCAAGCGCCAUGGCUUACAAGAGAAACCCCAUGAGAAGCGAGCGUAUUUGCUCUUUGGGAAGGAAACUUCGUUCAUUGCCCGUCAACUUCGCGGAUACUUUUGCGGAUCAGUGGUUCGAACGUACCCUCGAUGACUCUGCCAUCAGGCGAAUUGAUAUCCCAGAGAUGUUCCUCCUUGCCGACGCCAUCCUUUUGGGACUGGACAACGUGACCUCUGGCUUGGUUGUCUACCCUAAGCGUAUCCACGCCCGAGUGAUGGACGAGCUUCCGUUCAUGGCCACCGAGAACAUUAUCAUGAAGCUGGUGGCUAAGGGCGGCUCUCGCCAGGACGCACACGAGGAGAUCCGUGUUCUGUCCCACCAGGCCAGCGACGUCGUCAAGAAGGAGGGAGGCGCCAACGACCUGAUCGAGCGUAUCCGGGCGACCCCGUACUUUGCGCCUGUCCACGCAGAGCUGGACAACAUUUUGGACCCCGCUCUGUACACCGGACGCUCCGGAACUAUCGUCGAGCGGUAUGUUGGCCCUGGCGGUCCCAUCCAGAAGGCUCUUGCCCCUUACGCAGACUACAUCAACAAGUCUGGCACCGCGCAGCUCAGCGUUUAA